CAGGAUGCCUCUGCAGAGGACCUCUCAUCCUCCAGCGCCUUCUGGAGCCUGAACGCCUUCUGAGAUGAACAGGUCUUUUCUGCUGGUCUUGUGUCUAGUGACACUGUCUAAUGUACAGCUGGGACAGUCUCAAUGUGAUGUUGUAAGGAUUGCUGCAGCUGUGCAUGAAGUUGUAGGACCAGCUUCGGAGACUAUGCAGAAAGACAUGAAGAAUAUGAAGUCUGACAUGGCAAGCCUCAGUCAAGAGGUUGAGAAACUUGACACUAGACUGAGUUCUCUGAAUGAAUCAAUGAGAGAUGAUUUAAAUGAUGUCAAGACUGAGUUAAAUGGUGUCAGUAACACAACCACUGCAAUGUGUGGCAAAACAUGGGGUUGGAGGCGUGCAGUAUACCUGGAUAUGACAGACCUCAACACCAACUGUCCCUCUGGCUGGCAGCUCACUGGAUACUCCAAGAGAACUUGUGGCAGAGUUGGUACUGGAUUUAGGACUUGUGACUCAGUCUUCUUCCCUGUCAGUGGAGGACCAUACAGUCAGGUGUGUGGCAGGAUCAGAGCCUACCAGUGGGGACUGCCUGAUGGCUUCUAUGGGUAUAACAGAGGUGGACAAACUACAAUUGACAGUAUCUAUGUCUGUGGUGUGGUUGUAAUGCAUGGCAGUCCUCGACAACACAUCUGGACAUUUGCUAAUGGAGCAGUGGAGAAUUAUACAAGAUCCCAAGUAUGGAACUGUCCAUGUGACAAUGGAGCUACAUCCAUCCCACCAUUUGUUGGAGAGGAUUACUUCUGUGAGUCAGGGUAUGUGUAUCCUGGGUACUGGAACAACACAGAAUGGAACAGACUCCACUCCACUGACACUCUCUGGGAUGGUGAAGACUGUCACUCCACCAGUACAUGUUGCUCUUUCCACAAUCCUCCAUAUUUCACCAAAACCCUCAACCAGACAACUAGUGAUGACUUUGAGCUGAGAAUGUGUCUCGAUGACCCCAUAACACAGGACAACAUAGCAGUGGAACUGGUUGAGUUGUAUGUCAAGUAGCUGCAUACUGUCUAUAUAUUUGUUAGUACUGAUUGUAGAAAAAGGCUCAAGUUGGGCUCAAUAUUAUACACACGUU
Molecule: messenger RNA, 1112 nt
Organism: Geodia barretti
Lineage: Eukaryota; Metazoa; Porifera; Demospongiae; Tetractinellida; Geodiidae
Source: the annotation of a GenBank genome assembly